AGUAAAGAUCGCAAAAAAGAUGCAGAGAGCUACAGUUCUAAAGGACUACCUAGUGCGUGUAGCAGCAAGGGAUUCGUGUAAUACCAGUGCCACAGUGACAGUUUCUGUUGAAUCACAAAAUAUGCCUCCAGAAAUGUUGGAUCUUCCCAACUCCAUGGCUGUUGCUGAGCAGACAGGCGGCGAACAAGUUUUAUACUCCACGAUUGUUGAGGAUCCCUCUGGCGACGAGGUUUGCUGCUUGCUAGAGAGUGUUUCUCCUCCUUCGCUGAAUUUCAAUGUUACAGGGAACUCGACGGCAGGCGCUUUCCGCGGCGUCUUUUCCAUUCUAACCAGCGCAAAUCCCGCCUUUUCUUACAAGGACAUAAACUCUUAUAUGGUGAAACUCUGCUGUGAUGACAGUGCUGAUAAAACUACAGGAAUAUUGCUUGUUAAUGUCAAAAAGCCGGUCAAGGGGUCCGGUUAUACACCUCCAGAUUGGUUUAUAUUGUCCGUGGGAAUAUCCUGUAUUCCAGUUUUUAUUAUGGGAUUUAUGGCUUGCCUUGUGCUAAUUCACUCAAUGUUUGUAAUAGGAUGAGAGCAAUUCCUGAUCGUUGUAUAAUUUAUCAUUUAUUGUAUCCUGAAACAUUUGUUACAGCAUCUGAAAUUGGUAAAACUGUGAAAGUUAUCCCACGUUUUAUUAAUGACAUGUAUUUUAAUAUUUUUGCUUGAUUUAUCUGUCUUUCCUGUAAGAACAUCAAUAUUGUUUUCCUUCAUCCAUUCAAUAUUAUAAUUUUAAAUUUAAAACAUGUUUUUCUG
This is a messenger RNA of Saccostrea cuccullata (small rock oyster), 795 nucleotides long. RefSeq lists its product as uncharacterized. The transcript has 3 exons. The coding region runs from base 20 to 574 and encodes 184 amino acids. The record is from RefSeq and is a predicted model, not a curated record. NCBI's taxonomy places the organism in Eukaryota, Metazoa, Mollusca, Bivalvia, Ostreida, Ostreidae.